Ruditapes philippinarum (Manila clam) is the source of this 1468-nucleotide messenger RNA. RefSeq names its product carbohydrate sulfotransferase 11-like. Bases 120 to 1133 code for a protein of 337 amino acids. The transcript is spliced from 3 exons. The record is from RefSeq and is a predicted model, not a curated record. Gene Ontology annotation, molecular function: sulfotransferase activity. Gene Ontology annotation, biological process: carbohydrate biosynthetic process. Gene Ontology annotation, cellular component: membrane. Lineage: Eukaryota; Metazoa; Mollusca; Bivalvia; Venerida; Veneridae.
UUAAAUUAUGGAACAGACUAGGCAUAUAACUUCAAUGGAUAUGGUAGUUUGCAUAAUAAUAUUUAGAAUUGCAAAGUUUAUAUUUAUACAUUCGUUUGAUUUAAAUUCAGUUUUAAGCUAUGGAUCUAUUACAAAGCUUUAAAAUUCCAUGUACAGGACCUUUACUAUAUCAGAUGAAGCCAUACCGACUAUGGACUAUUUUUCUAAGAAUUUCUUUUGUGGUGGUAAUAUAUAAUGGAGUUCUGCUGAUCUUUUUGAAUGGAGAGCUUUUGAGAGGGAACUCAGAGGGUCAUGUUUUUCAAAUGGUUACUCGCAUAAAAUCACUUAAUCAAAGCUGUAUUGGAAUCAAGGAAGAUCAAGUAAAAGAGAAUCGCAAAUCAUUGUUAAAAUAUAUAAUUGUCAAUGACAAGUACAAAUUAAUGUUUUGCUAUAUCCCAAAGGUAGCAUGUACUAAUUUCUUACGUUUAUUGAUUUGGUUAAAUAACACAAAUAACGUCUCAAAUACCGGGCCGAUAAAAAUAACAAAGAUUCAUAUGUUAAAGAAAAGUCUGCCAAGUUUAGGUAUGUUUGCACCUCAAGAAAUAAAACAGCGUCUAAAACAUUAUAGAAAGGUUAUAUUUGUUCGCGACCCAUUAGCUCGCCUUAUUUCAGCUUUUAGAAAUAAGUUCACUGAAGCAAAAAAUCUAAAGUUCAUAUCACUAUACGGAAGGGAAAUAAUACAGGGAGCUACAAAUGGCCAUGCUAAUAAAAUUCCAGAUAUAGGUUCAAUUAAAUUUGCAGAAUUUUUACGAUACUUGGCAGACGAAAAAACUAUAAUGCAAGGAUAUAAUGAUCAUUGGAAAUCAUUCAAAGACAUUUGUCACCCAUGCUACAUAAAAUAUAAUUUCAUUGGAAAGUAUGAAUCGAUCAAAGAGGAUGUCGGGUAUCUCCUUAAAAUGCUAAAUGUACAGCAGAGGUUCAAAUUUCCAGAACGAGAAAAGGAUUAUAACCAUACAAAAUCUGCAGACAUGAUUUCUUCCUUUUUCAAAGACGUUGAUCCAGAUAUUUUCAGCAAAGUCGUCAACGUAUACGCGGACGAUUAUGCGUUGUUUAACUACAGUAUCCCGUCCCUCCCCGAUAUCGUUAAUAUCUAGUAUGUUCUACAUAUGUGUCAUUUUGAAUUAGUCUUCUGGUCAGUGAAUUUAUGUGGAUUAUUGAAAAUUGAUGCAAGCUAUGUAAUUUACUUAACUGCCGUUUCCAUUUCACAUAUCGACUUUGUAAAAUGAAUGUGUAACCUUGUUUCCUUUAGAUAUUUUAUUUAGAACUAAAGUAAAAAUAAAUAUUAUCAAUACAUGAAUAGCGUUAAUGCCGGUGGAACUCUACGUUUCCAGAAUAAGUUUCGGACUUAAAUUGAUAUUGAGUUAUGCGACAUAUUUCUAAUGCAAAUGUAUUUUCUGUACUUUCAAAAUCAACUGCAAUAGAACGUUUG